Eutrema salsugineum is the source of this 475-nucleotide messenger RNA. Its product is annotated as stress-induced protein KIN2. The record is from RefSeq and is a predicted model, not a curated record. The coding region runs from base 59 to 259 and encodes 66 amino acids. The transcript is spliced from 3 exons. Lineage: Eukaryota; Viridiplantae; Streptophyta; Magnoliopsida; Brassicales; Brassicaceae.
AAUCAAAACCAAACACACACAUCAAGAUUCAUAUAAACAAAAAUAUCUUUUAAGAAAAAUGUCAGACAACAAGCAGCAGAGCUUCCAAGCCGGUCAAGCCGCAGGCCAAGCUGAGGAGAAGAGUAAUGUGUUGCUGGACAAGGCCAAGGAUGCUGCUGCAGCGACUGGAGCGUCCGCACAAACAGCGGGACAGAAAGUAACAGAGGCGGGAGGAGGAGCUGUUAAUGUCGUCAAGGAGAAUACCGGCAUGAACAAGUAGUGAUUCAGAUAAUAAAACUGAGAGUAAUAAUUGCCAUUUUUAAUCAAUGGUUGUGGUUUUUGAAUAAAACUGAGUAUCAUCUUCAUCCUACUUGUUAUUGUUGUGUUUUAGUGUUUUAAUGUUUUCAAUAAUGUUUCUCCCUUUAAGGGUACGUUUCGAUGUUUAUGUAUUUAGCUUCCAGUUAAUUUAUAAACAUCUCAUCUGAGUUCCAACAAC